This is a messenger RNA of Achroia grisella, 2609 nucleotides long. RefSeq lists its product as uncharacterized. Lineage: Eukaryota; Metazoa; Arthropoda; Insecta; Lepidoptera; Pyralidae. Gene Ontology annotation, molecular function: transposase activity. The transcript has 8 exons. Gene Ontology annotation, biological process: DNA transposition. The record is from RefSeq and is a predicted model, not a curated record. The coding region runs from base 210 to 2609 and encodes 799 amino acids.
UAUUGAGUGGUAUUUAUUUUCUCCACAUUUAAUAACUGAUAUCUCUACCACAAUUUCUUAGAAUUUGAGUGUUUUAAUAUAAUAGUGAAAGGACGUUUUUAGUUUUAGUGUUCUACGACAAGACGUUUCAACUAUUACUAUAAAACUUUUUUUAGGAUAAUUUAGAUUAUUUGAUUUACUUUGAUAUAUACUAUGUUUAUUUUUAAACAAUGAGUAACAGGAAUAAUUAUAGAAAGUGUGCAAAGUGUCAUAGAACACGCGCUGAAGACGUAACUGUGACCUACCAUAGGUUUCCAAAUCCUGGAGCUGCAAAUAUUACAAAAGCUCGUGCUUGGGCUAAAUAUUGCUGGCCAAAUGAAGACUGGGGCUCUUUGGAGUUCUUAAAGACUCUCUAUAAUAAAAACAAAGUUUUGUGCGGAAGACACUUUCAUUCGUCUCAAUUUUAUGACAAUCAACGGCAAAAACUUAACAAAUUUGCUGUUCCUGAUAUUACUGAUAUAGAAAAUCAGAAUAUGAGUCAACCUGCUGCUACUACAACAGAUAAUCCAAGGUCUGCCGUCCCUCUGUCAGUAAUUGAAAAUACUUUACAUACACCUUCUAUAAAUGAAUCAACCUCAAUGCAGCAAAGUUUUGUGAAUGUUCCAAGUACUUCUAAAUCUACAUACCAUAAACAGACUACAUCUACAUCCAAAAGUACUUCAGAUAAUGCUUCAAACAAACCAUCAACAUCAAAUAUUCAAAGGAAGCCUGGAAUUUUAGGCGAAAUUCAAGUCAGAAAAAGUACAGAAUUAACAUCUAGAGAAAACAAAUUAUAUAAAAUAUGUAAGAGGAAAUUUAAGGAAAUUAUAAGAUUAAGAAAACAGUUGAAAAGCAAGAAAAUAAAUAUAAUAAAAAAAAUAUCAGAAGAUGAAAAUGUGCAAAAAUUUUGUAAUUUAAAUAUAUCAAAUUCUUUUUUAACUUUAUUACAAAGUCAAUUAAAAAAUUGUCCAAAACGACCAAAAGGACGACGUUACACAACAGAACAAAAGAUAAUGGCGUUAGCUAUAUACAAAAAAUCACCAGCCUGUUACAGGCUUUUGAGACGUAUGUUUGCUUUACCCGGCCAAAGUUGUUUGAAAAAAUUAUUGAAUAAAGUGCCAUUAAAACCAGGCCUAAACAAACAUAUAUUUGUAUCGUUAAAGAAUGUUUGUGAACAACAAACAAGUCAUGAAAACAUCUGUAUUCUAUCGUUUGAUGAGAUGAGUAUCAGAAAACACUUAUUUUAUGAUAGGAAAAAUGAUAUAAUACAAGGCUAUCAAGACCAUGGCAACCAUGGUAGAAACGGUACAGUUGCCAAUAAAGCCCUCGUUUUUAUGCUUGCGGGAAUUCGAAAAAAAUGUAAACAGCCCAUAGCAUUUUACUUUUCGAACAUAUUAACCGCAGAUAGAAUGACAGUAAUUUUGAAAGAGAUACUUACGGAAUGCUUCAAUUUCAAUAUUAAUAUAGUCGCAACUGUGUGCGACUUAUCAACCGUUAACUUGAAAGUGUUGAAAACACUUGGUGCUUCACCUGCAGAACCCUACUUCAUACAUGAUCAAAGGGAAAUAGUAACAGUGCUAGAUCCACCUCAUUUAUUAAAAUGCACUCGCAAUCUCUUAAUGAAGCAUAAUAUUGAAUGUAUAACAGAUUUAGAGUCACAAGAUGCAAGUAUUAAAGGCAUAGUCAAAUGGAGUCACAUUGAACAAUUUUAUAAUCAAGACAAAAAUAACGCAAAUUUUGUUUAUGCUCCUGUAUUGACUGACCAUCAUAUACAUCCUAAUAUAAAACAACAGAUGAGAGUGAAACUUGCAGCACAAGUUUUUAGUCACUCUGUUGCUGCCGGUAUAUUAGCAAAAAUUGCGUCUAAUGAACUUCCAAACGAAGCCCAUGCGACUGCAACAUUUGUUAAAAAAAUGGAUGAUUUAUUUGAUUCAAUUAAUGCGGACAGUCCUGACCUGCGUAGAGGAAAAAAAUAUUCUUGCAACUUAACAAUGCGGAGUCCUCACUUAGCCCUUUAUAAAGAUAUGCGAAAAUUUAUAUCAUCAAUGAAAUAUCUAAGUAGCAGGACAACUCCUCCUUCUCAAGACGGAUGGAUACAGACUUUAAAUGCCAUAGAAAGGUUGUGGAAUAAUUUGCAGGUCCAAAAAGUCAAGAGCUUGUCCACGCGUCGCCUGAAUCAAGACCCUUUAGAAAAUUGUUUUGGAUGCAUCCGAUAUCAUUGUGGGUCAAAUACGAAUCCGACAAUUUCCCAAUUUGUGACAGGUAUUAAAACGGCUAUAAUUACAAAUUUACGGCACUCUGGACAAAAUACAAAUUGCGAAGAUGACAGUGCUACUUUAGCAAAUAAUUUGCUCCCAUUUUUAACAUCGAACUUGGAACAGGAGCAACAAACAUAUACUGAACAUACUGUAUCAGCUGAUAAUGUAGAAACAUUAUUAGCUAAUACAGUGGAAGCAAUGGACCAAGCUACCCCUGAAGGUCAAGCUUGUGCAUAUAUAUGCGGCUUUAUAUUUAAGAAACUGAGAGAAAUGGAUGAAGAUGAGAAAAAGAGAGCGUUAGAAAGAAAGAUGAAGAUUUUACAAAAUAAAUGA